Camellia sinensis is the source of this 447-nucleotide messenger RNA. The record is from RefSeq and is a predicted model, not a curated record. NCBI's taxonomy places the organism in Eukaryota, Viridiplantae, Streptophyta, Magnoliopsida, Ericales, Theaceae.
AUGGUAGAUUGCAAACCUUAUGCCACACCCCUUUCAGUUAAAUUACCCAUCACCUCCACUGACUCUCUUCCUUGCACUCAACCUUCUGUGUACCGCAACAUUGUUGGUGCUCUCCAAUACCUUACCAUCAUCAGGCCUAAACUAUCAUAUGUUGUUAAUCAAGCUUGCCAGUUUAUGCACUCACCUAUUGUGGGAAAUUUCACUUCUGUCAAAUGGAUUCUUUGUUAUGUCAAGGUGUCCCAACCUUCUCCUCCAAUACUGUGGCGUGAUGACUUGUCAUCUAUUUCCUUAGCCACUAAUCAUGUCUUCCACAGGCGCUCUAAGCACAUCGAAGUUGAUUGGUACUUUAUCAAAGAAAAUGUUGUUGUUCAUCAACACAUUAUCAAAUAUGUUCCCACACAAGAUCAAUUGGCUGACAUUUUUACCAAAGCUUUAUCCACUGCUUGA